Hordeum vulgare subsp. vulgare (domesticated barley) is the source of this 938-nucleotide messenger RNA. RefSeq lists its product as uncharacterized. The transcript is spliced from 3 exons. The coding region runs from base 125 to 532 and encodes 135 amino acids. The record is from RefSeq and is a predicted model, not a curated record. NCBI's taxonomy places the organism in Eukaryota, Viridiplantae, Streptophyta, Magnoliopsida, Poales, Poaceae.
CAGAAGCUUCCUCUUUUCUUUCUUCCUCUUGCAUCCAUGUGCCACGUCGAGGGCUUGUUGCUCACACGAUUGGCCCUUUUUUUUUUUGUGUGUGUGUGUGUGUGUGUGUGACAAGGACGCACACAUGCAUCGUGCCGUUUGCCUAUGGUUUAAGCAACUGGUGGGCAUUGGGCAGAAAGGAGGGGCUGGAUGGAGCUCCAAAGAAUAUGGCCCCGUCAUAGGAGUGCAAGAUGUUGUAGACUUGCUUGUAUUCCUGCAACCUGUUUCUACCUGCAUUUUCUCCUAUCUCAGGGUCAAUUUGCACCUCAUGUGUAUAUAUAGGUCGCCGUGGAAGCUAAGGCCGGUGAGCUGCAGGGAGAGGAACAAACGUCGCGACGAGCCGUUCUGCUGCUGGCAGUGGUUGCACGGCCGCGCCUCCCUUUCGCCGUCGCGCGGUUUAUCGGUCUAUGAAUCUCAAAAGCAGCCGCAAAUUCCCAAUUCUGGACGCCGUUCCACCAGUGGAAAUAUUCUGCAAAUGCCCGGCGAUAAGUGAUUCCGAGGUCAGAUCGAUUCUUGCUCGAUAGUCGGCUUCUUGGCGGUCGACCGGCCGGAGGACUCUGUCGUCGUCGUCGUCGCCGCGUGCGGUAGGGAGACGGGCAGCGAAGUCAAAGCAUGCGGGAAGGGAAGGGGGAGCUGUGUGUGCAUGCACCUCGCUCGCUCGCUCGGAAAAGCAGUGCAAAGGGAAAAGGGUAAAGCGCUUGCUUGCUUGCUUUAGGUGCUACUGGUAGCUAGCCCUGCUGGCUGGCUUGCUUCCUUGGUUUUCUGCAAGUGCUAUCCUCAGCGUCAUCUGAAUGAUGCUUUUUCUUUUUUUUGCGGGGAAUCUGAAUGAUGCUUUUGGGACGUUCAUAUUUCAUUUUGAUUGAAGGGCAAAAAUUACCUUGCUUGACUUUAUUUUAUUC